CUUUUCUGCUGGCUUUCCUUUGUCUUUUGAACUUUCACACCAUCUCGUGUGCUCUUUAGGUUAACAUGAAGUAAAACAGCGUGGAUAGUGGAUGAAAAGUUCUUAUUAGUCGUUAAUAUGGGGAAGACGACCAAAAAGCGAAGCGUGGCUGACAAAGUUCGCAAAGUUAAGACCUCCACCGAGAUCAAGAACAACCCAUUUGAGGUGAAAAUUAAUCGCAAGAAAUUCGAUGUGCUGGGGAGGAAAAGCAAGCAUGAUGUCGGCCUCCCUGGAGUGUCUCGCUCCAAGGCUAUCAACAAGAGGAAGGAGACACUCUUGAAGGAGUACAAGCAGAAAAACAAGAGCAACAAACUCAUUGACAGGCGCAUUGGGGAGUAUGACACCAAAAUGGAGCCCGAAGAAAAGAUCCUGCAGAGGUUUGCCAUAGAGAGGCAGCGCGCCCAUGAGAAGAAGAACAUGUUCAACCUGAACGAGGAGGAGGAGCUGACUCAUUACGGACAAUCUCUGUCCGAAAUGGAGAAGUUCACUGACAUGGUGAACAGCGACGAUGAGUCGGAUGAGAAAGGACUUUUGUCGGCCGAGCUGACGGCCUCUCACUUUGGCGGCGGUGGGGGCCUUCUCAGGAAGAAGACCCCCGGGGAGCACCCAGACAACGAGGGAGGCCCAAAGGCCAAGUCCAGGCAGGAACUGAUUGAGGAGCUCAUCCGCAAGUCCAAACAGGAGAAGAGGGAGCGGCAGGUGCUAAAGGAGGAAGCGCAGGAGCUGACGGAGAAGCUGGACCAUGAGUGGAAGAGCAUCCAGACGCUCAUGGUGCAUAAGAGGCCCAAAGCUCAGCAGGAGGAGAUGCCAAAGGAGAAACCAAAGAUGGAGGAGUAUGACAAGAUGGUGAGGGAGCUGGGCUUUGAGAUGAAGGCGCAGCCCUCGGAGAAAAUGAAGACCCCCGAGGAACUCGCUAGGGAGGAGCGUGAGAAGCUGCAGAAACUGGAGGCUGAUCGACUGAGGAGGAUGAUGGGUGACGACGAGGCGGCAGUAGCACCGAGCCGUAAUCACGUAUCGGCCGACGACAUCGAUGACGGAUUCAUCCUGGACAAAGAUGACAAGAAAACUUUAGCCUAUGAGGAUGGCAAAUGGAACCUUGGCGAGGAGCCAGCUGAAGAUGGAGAAAAAGGUGAAGAGGAAAAAUCUGAGGAAGAAGAGGAAGGUGAUGGUGGCAGCAAUGAGGAAGAUGAAGAAGAGGGGCAUGGUGGCAACAAUGAGGAAGAAGAAGAUGAGGAAGAGGAUGAGGAGGGGGAGGAGGAAGAGAAUGGUCAUUCCGACUUGGAGUCGGCGUUAGAAAGUGAGGAAGAGGAGGAAGGUGUGGAGAUCAAACCGAAGAUGAGCGAAGAGGACAGAAAGGCGCAGCAGGAAGCAGCCAAAGUGGAACUUCCGUACACGUUCGCCGUUCCAGAAAGCUUCCAAGAUCUCCAAAAGCUGCUUCGCGGUCACACCCCUGACAACCAGCGCCUCAUCGUAGCCCGAACUCAGAAGUGCAACCACCCCAGUGUGGCUGAGGGGAAUAAGCUCAAACUGCAGAACCUGCUGGGUUUUCUGUUGGAGUACCUUGGAAUACUGGCCUGUCGGAGUCCGCCUGAACUCACCACUGUUGACAAGCUAAUCCCAGAGGUGUACAGCUUGUGCCAGAUGUUUCCAGAAGCAGCCUGUAGAUCCAUGCAGACCAUCAUUGGAGAUGCCGCUCACAGCAUGGAGGAAGCGGUCGAACUCAAAGGGAAAUCUCCCUUCCCAACACUAGACAUGCUAAUUCACCUGAAGGUGACAGCGUUGCUGUUUCCUACGUCUGACUUCCGACAUCCCGUCACCACACCAGCGCUGCUUUACAUUGGCCAAGCUCUCACCAAGUGCUCGGUGAAGUCCUUAGAGGACGUGACGUCAGGUUUAGUGUUGUGCUGUCUAGCAGUGGAGUACGUCUCUUUUUCCAAGCGCUUCCUGCCUGAGCUCAUUAACUUCCUAUCCGGAACGUUGCACCUAGCUGCGCGGGACAAGACCUCCUCCGCAGUAGUAGUUCCACCUUUUCGAAGCACGGGGAAAUACAGCAAUCUGCUGGUGUUGUCGGACCCAGAAUCCUGGAAGAGCUGGAGUAGGAAAACCCUGCCGCUGUCUGCCACUCGCCACGUCACGUUAAAGAAUGAUGUGGACGCAGAUCACUACAGGUUGACAUGCUUGUACACGUGCUUGGAGUUGGUGAAGAGAUGCUGUGUGCUCUACAAGGACCUGCCGUCCUUCACACAUAUUUUUCAGCCAAUCACAGCGCUGCUCUCGCGACACCUCUCCUCCAACCUUUUACCAGAGUCUUUAACGGAUCUUCAAGCGUCGGUUCUGGAGGUCCUCGGCGGUGCUCCGCUAGCUCGCAGUCGUCUGGUAUUCGAUAAGAAGAAGCCUGUCCCUCUGAAACUGUUUACACCGAAGAUCGUGCAGGUGUUGGAUUACGGGAAGAAGCGUGGCACGACCAGGGAGCAGAAAGAGCAUCACAGACUGCAGCACAAGUAUAAGAAAGAGUUCAAGGGAGCGCUGAGGGAGAUCAGGAAGGACACUCGCUUCCUGGCCCACGAGAAACUCAAUGAAGUCAUGACAAGGGACGCGGAACGGAAGAGGAAGGUAAAGGAGCUUUUCGGCAGCUUGGCCACGCAGGAGGGAGAGUGGAAGGCCCUCAAGAGGAAGAAGAGGAAAUGAGCCCUCCUGACUCACAUGGACGGUUCUGUACUUUUUUUCCCUUUUUUAAUGACCUCACUUUUGAUGUCAAUUUGACAUGUGCACGACACACUAGGCAUGUUACAAUACACAUCGCUCAAUUUGAUUAGCAAAUGCCUUUUUAAGAACAACAUACAAAUGUAUAUACUUUUUACAUUGCAAAUAUGCAGAUAUGCAAUUUGCAGGUAGAAAUUGGUUGAGUAUUAUGUCGGUUCAAAUUUGUAAUAGACAUAGAUAUGCCUAAUGUACGAUGCAUAAUAACUACCAACAUGUAAAUUAAAAACUGUAUGCCGUAAUUAACGCAUCUCAGCAAA
This is a messenger RNA of Syngnathus acus (greater pipefish), 3059 nucleotides long. It is a transcript of the gene nop14, whose product is annotated as NOP14 nucleolar protein homolog (yeast). Gene Ontology annotation, cellular component: small-subunit processome; nucleolus; Noc4p-Nop14p complex. The record is from RefSeq and is a predicted model, not a curated record. Gene Ontology annotation, biological process: maturation of SSU-rRNA. Bases 118 to 2727 code for a protein of 869 amino acids. The transcript has 19 exons. NCBI's taxonomy places the organism in Eukaryota, Metazoa, Chordata, Actinopteri, Syngnathiformes, Syngnathidae.